Molecule: messenger RNA, 1024 nt
Organism: Populus euphratica (Euphrates poplar)
Lineage: Eukaryota; Viridiplantae; Streptophyta; Magnoliopsida; Malpighiales; Salicaceae
Product: L-ascorbate peroxidase, cytosolic
Exons: 9
Coding region: 89-838 (249 amino acids)
Biological process (GO): cellular response to oxidative stress; response to reactive oxygen species; hydrogen peroxide catabolic process
Cellular component (GO): chloroplast
Molecular function (GO): heme binding; peroxidase activity
Source: RefSeq, a predicted model, not a curated record
CGACGAUGGAUGGAAGACAGUUAGUUCACUUCAGCUCUGGUUUCCAGUUUGUAAGGGAGAAAGAGAGAAAGAGGCCACCAUUUUCAUCAUGGGCAAGAGCUACCCUACAGUGAGUGAAGAGUAUCAGAAAGCAGUGGAGAAAUGCAAGAGGAAACUCAGAGGCCUCAUCUCUGAAAAAAAUUGCGCUCCCCUCAUGCUCAGAUUAGCAUGGCAUUCUGCUGGUACGUUUGAUGUCCAUACAAAGACAGGAGGACCGUUCGGGACGAUCAGACACCCAGAUGAGCUUGCUCAUGGAGCUAACAAUGGUCUUGAUAUUGCUGUCAGGCUUUUGGAACCCAUCAAAGAACAAUUCCCCAUCUUGUCUUAUGCUGACUUCUACCAAUUAGCUGGUGUUGUUGCUGUUGAAGUUACAGGAGGGCCUGAGAUUCCUUUUCACCCUGGGAGACCAGACAAGUCUGAUCCACCUCCAGAAGGUCGCUUGCCUGAUGCAACCAAAGGUUCAGACCAUUUAAGGGAUGUGUUUGGCCACAUGGGUCUCAGUGACACAGAUAUUGUUGCCCUAUCCGGCGGUCACACUCUGGGGAGGUGCCAUAAGGAGCGUUCUGGAUUCGAGGGACCCUGGACCCCCAACCCACUUGUUUUCGACAACUCCUAUUUCAAGGAACUCCUCAGUGGAGAGAAAGAAGGUCUUAUCCAGCUUCCAUCAGACAAAACUCUUCUGGAGGAUCCAGUCUUCCGUCCCCUUGUUGAAAAAUAUGCUGAAGAUGAGGAUGCCUUCUUUGCAGAUUAUUCAGAAGCUCAUUUGAAGCUCUCAGAGCUUGGAUAUGCUGAUUCUUAGUGAGGGACUAGGACUAGGCUCAUGAAGCUGCUGCUGUUUGUUUAAUUGCCGGAGGCUGGUCUAUUUUCAUGGUUAUGUUCUUAGAUCUGAUAAGACAAGAAUAUACGAAAAUGGCUAUGGUGGUCCAUAUUUGUAUGUUUCAGUGUGUUGUAAUAUAAACGUAAGCAAGCUGCCUUUUAUGUAGUG